This is a messenger RNA of Wasmannia auropunctata (little fire ant), 1038 nucleotides long. RefSeq names its product piggyBac transposable element-derived protein 4-like. The record is from RefSeq and is a predicted model, not a curated record. The coding region runs from base 1 to 1038 and encodes 345 amino acids. NCBI's taxonomy places the organism in Eukaryota, Metazoa, Arthropoda, Insecta, Hymenoptera, Formicidae. The transcript has a single exon.
AUGUAUAAACCGACAGCAAAUUUGACAAUCGACGAACAACUUUAUCCCUUUCGAGGUCAUACAAAAUUUACGCAAUAUAUCCCGUCGAAGCCAGCAAAGUACGGGAUAAAAAUUUGGUGGAUUUGCGAUGCCGAGAAUGCGUACCCUCUGCACGGAAUUAUUUAUGCAGGUAAAACUGGAAAUAUCCGCGAAAAAAAUCAAGGAGAGAGAGUUGUAAAAGAAUUAGCAGCACCGUAUAAAGGAAGUGGCAGAAAUAUUACUAUGGACAACUUUUUCACAACUCUACCUCUUGCCAAGCAUUUACUUUCGUGGCAACUGGCUAUUGUAGGUACGCUUCGAAAAAACAAGCCGUACAUUCCCAAACAAAUGGCUUCUCACAAAUCCAGACCAGAAUACUCCUCACUCUUUGGUUUUCACGAAAAAGUUGCUCUCUGCUCGUACGUUCCGAAAAAAAAUAAAGCCGUGAUUUUAUUAUCGACAAUGCACUACGAUGCUGCUGUGAAUGACGAUGAAAAAAAGAAGCCUCACAUGAUCACCUAUUAUAAUAAAUACAAGAGUGGAGUGGAUACAAUGGAUCAGAUGGUGUCCCGAUACACAACCCACAGACGAACAGCAAGAUGGCCCCUUGCUAUAUUUUUCAACAUUUUGGACGUAGCCGCUCUUGCCGCAUAUAUAAUUUAUUAUGAAAAUAAUAAAAUGAUCAAGAAGAAAACAAAUCAGCGACGUGUUUUUUUGCGGCAACUAAGCGAAGAAUUGGCAAAACCAUUCAUCGAAGAUCGCGCUGGGAAUGCUCAAGUAAUGCAUCACUUUACAACAAAGUUGGCAAUCGAGAGCAUGAUUGGUGUUCAGCUCGUCCCUUCCGAGGUUCCUCAGCGAGAUAGUACUGGCCGCAAAAAAACGACUGGUUCCUGUCAUGUGUGCUACAAGGAAACCAUAAAAAGACGGAGGAAAACACAAAAAAGUUGCUUUGUAUGCAAAAAACCCGUCUGCGAUAAGCAUUGUGUAAGCAUAACAAAAUGUAUUGAUUGCGCUCAAUAA